CUAGAGGUUAUUUCCCAUUUUCCAUCUCGUCUUUCCGUACAGUUCCCAUCGCCGAGUCUCUGAGAGAGCAAUCGCGACGCCAUGGCUACUUCUUUGGCAAUGAUGACGGCUCGUCGAGCCGCUGCCUUCUAUCGAAUUCCGACGUCUGGUUCAGCAGCUCAAGCUGCUUCGUUUGUCCCCCGCCGCGGCCUCGCUGGUGCUGCUGAUCACCAUGGACCUCCAAAGGUGAAUUUUUGGUCAGAUCCGACGAGUCCGUCUAAAUGGAAGGAAGAACAUUUUGUACUUAUCUCUUUGUCCGGAUGGGGUUUGGUUUUCUAUGGUGGAUACAAGUUCUUCACAGGAGGGAAGAAAAAUAAGGAAGAGAAUUUGGUGCAGGCGUCUCAUUAAUGCCAGAAUCUUGGGAUGCAUUAGUGAGUUCGGAAUUUUGCGAGCCACAGCUUGGGAAACUUCCCUGUAAUAAUGCAGUUGUUUCAGACACCAUGUGUAUUGUUUUGAUCUUUCCCCAUUUAUGUGCAAUGCUAAUUGACAGCUAAUGGACCCUAAAUGUUGAAGAUUAUUGCACAAGUUUUUUGAUGGAUAGCAUCAACAUUGGUUUAGUUGGCAUUCUUUUCAAUUUCAAUCUGCAAUGCCUGCUAAAGCCAAAAUGUACCCCUUACUAAUAAAAUGGCUCAAUGAUAUUUUAUUUACAA
Messenger RNA from Ipomoea triloba (trilobed morning glory), 689 nucleotides. RefSeq lists its product as uncharacterized. NCBI's taxonomy places the organism in Eukaryota, Viridiplantae, Streptophyta, Magnoliopsida, Solanales, Convolvulaceae. The transcript has 4 exons. Bases 82 to 387 code for a protein of 101 amino acids. The record is from RefSeq and is a predicted model, not a curated record.